AUGGAUAAUAUCUAUGAGUUCGGUGCCAAGUUGUUAUUUUCUGCUGUUGAGUGGGCCAAGAAUAUUCCAUUUUUCAAUGAACUUAGUGAUACUGAUCAAUUGACACUACUUCGAGCAAGCUGGGCCGAAUUGUUCGUAGUGAAUGCAGCACAGUUCGGUAUGCCGGUACAUGUAGCACCUUUACUUGCUGCCUCUGGUUUGCAUUCCUCUCCUCCGUUACCAACCGAUCAGCUAGUUGUAUUCAUGGAUCGGAUACGUGUUUUCCAGGGUCAAAUCGAACGUUUAAAGGCACUGCAAAUGGACUCAGCUGAAUUUUGCAGCCUGAAAGCAGUUAUAUUAUUUAGUGUUGAUUGUUGUGGGCUAAAUGAUGUUAUACGAGUGGAAACGAUACAGGAAAAGGUUCAAUCGGCACUGGAGGAAUACUGCAGGACACAAAAGCAAUUGCAGGUCGGACGAUUCGGUCGUUUGUUGUUACGAUUGCCGAGUUUAAGAUCGAUCAGUGCAUCUGUAAUCGAGCAGUUAUUUUUUGUGAAAUUAGUUGGCGAAACACCAAUCGAAUUUCUACUCAGGGAUAUGCUUGGAACGCAAAACGAAAAUGUUAUCAAGUCAUUUGUUUGGCCUUGUCAGCUACGUUUAUGA
Messenger RNA from Loa loa (African eye worm), 639 nucleotides. RefSeq lists its product as hypothetical. Gene Ontology annotation, molecular function: RNA polymerase II cis-regulatory region sequence-specific DNA binding; nuclear receptor activity. NCBI's taxonomy places the organism in Eukaryota, Metazoa, Nematoda, Chromadorea, Rhabditida, Onchocercidae. The transcript is spliced from 5 exons. Bases 1 to 639 code for a protein of 212 amino acids. The record is from RefSeq and is a predicted model, not a curated record. Gene Ontology annotation, biological process: regulation of transcription by RNA polymerase II; anatomical structure development; cell differentiation.